CAGGGGGCAGAAGGCGCCAUCUUAGUUGUUUACUCCGUUUCUGCAGUUUCAGUUUCUCUCUUUGAUCUCCGUCAGUAACUCGAUGUUUUUCUGCUGCAGAAAUGAUCCUUUUGCUUUUAAUCGCGUGUUUUCUGCCGAUCCUGCAGGUUUCUGCUGCUGACGUGGCGGUGACACCAGGGGGAGACGCUGACCUGCAGUGCCAGAUUCCCGGCGCCGCGGCGGCCACCGUGGUGGAGUGGACCAAAGACGACCUGCCAGCCAACGAAUACGUUUUCUUCUACCGCAACGGCCGGCCGUACGACCAGUACCAGCACCGGUCCUUCAGGGGCCGAGUGGCGCUGAGGAACCGGUCCGGCGCCGGCAGCGGAGACUUUUCUCUGGUCCUGAAGAACGUCUCCGUGGAGGACACGGGGACGUUCCGGUGUCGGGUUCUGAUGAGCGGCUCUGGGUCCGAGGCCAAGGAACACCUUCAGGUCAGCAGGCUGAGGGUCGUGCUGCGUUCAGGAAGCGAAGCAGGAAGCGAAGCAGGAAGCGAAGCAGGAAGCGAAGCAGGAAGCGAAGCAGGAAGCGAAGCAGGAAACGAAGCAGGAAGCGAAGCAGGAAGCGAAGCAGGAAGCAUCCAGAGCGUUGUCACAGACGGAGCAGCAGGUCCAAACGUUGCUGUCCUUGUUGGAGUUUUUAUGGUUGUUGUUGUUGUUGUUGGUGGUGGUUUUUGUCUGUACAGGAGAAAGAAAUCAUCACAUCAGACGACAGAAGUCGUGUGAAACUGAGAACAAGAAAUUCAUCUUUUUACAGUUUAAAAGGUUUUUCAGAAACGUUUCAGUCCAGAGAUGUAAAAACCUGAAAACAAACUGAUCAGCAGCUCAGCUAGAAAUCUGAGUUAUGAAACUGUGACAAUUAUGGAGCUAAAGCUAAGCUAAGCUAAAGCUAAGCUAACUGUGAGCUCCUGUAAACUCUGGAGUUCAUGGACAAUGAGAGGAAACCUCACAGGAUGAAACAAAGAAAAACUCUGAGUUUUUAUUUUCAUGCCAGAGUCCAGAUCAAGCAACAAUCAGGUCGCCAUGGCAACGUGUUUGACCCCAGUGGUUCCUGGUUUUCCACCAGCUCUCCUCCAAUCAGCAGCAUUAAAAUGCUGCAGCAGCAACAAAGUUCACGGAAGAGAAAAUAUUUCUGGUUGCUGUUUAAAACUUUUGUUUUUUGUUGUUUUAUCUGAUUUGUGAAUCUGUCCAGUUUCCUGGUGUUGAUCUCAUGAUCAGAGAGUUUUUAUGUAAAUGUUCAGAUGUAAACAGAGUUUUUAUGUCAUGUGGGUUUAAACUGGUUUUUCUCUAAAUAACCUUUUUUUUAAAGGUUUUACUGUAAAUGCAAAUUUCUACAUUUUUAAUAAUGUUCUGUAAACUAAAAUCACUGCAUUAGUCGUUUUACUUUUGUUAAAACUACAAUAUGUAAAAAUGUUUUUAUAUGUUUCACUAUAUUUUACUUUAAAAAUCAAA
Messenger RNA from Gambusia affinis (western mosquitofish), 1490 nucleotides. RefSeq names its product cysteine proteinase 4-like. Bases 102 to 764 code for a protein of 220 amino acids. NCBI's taxonomy places the organism in Eukaryota, Metazoa, Chordata, Actinopteri, Cyprinodontiformes, Poeciliidae. The transcript is spliced from 3 exons. The record is from RefSeq and is a predicted model, not a curated record.